Molecule: messenger RNA, 666 nt
Organism: Penicillium verrucosum
Lineage: Eukaryota; Fungi; Ascomycota; Eurotiomycetes; Eurotiales; Aspergillaceae
Exons: 2
Coding region: 1-666 (221 amino acids)
Source: RefSeq, a predicted model, not a curated record
AUGCCUUACGAACAAAUUAUGCUUGUCUUUGGACGAGCCAUAUCAUCUUUCACGCGGAAGCUGCACCGAUCCAGACUGGAGGAGUGGGAAUUGCCCUACAAUAUGUAUGAAUCCAUACUAAACUCCCUGUUAACAGAGGAUGCUCAACAAAGUUCUGGCGCCGCUGUUGUUCCGUUGAAUACCACCGGCCCAGAUCCUACAUUUUGUUGUAAUUCCUUGUUCACCAAUAAAACAUCCGGAGACCUGAUAUGUGGUUACGUUAAAGGUUUACCACAAACACCUUUUACGGUCGCUAAUGGUACUGCCAUCCCUGGUGUUGCGGCUCUGUCGGACUUGGUGAAGGGAUCCAACGAUACUUCUUCUACGGUGGCAAAUGAUACCAGCACCUCUAGAACUGGUUCAUCUAUAACGAGCAAUAAUUCCAAUGACGUGGCGAUAGGAGCAGGAGUUGGCGUCCCCCUUGGGGUAGUUGCUCUUCUCUCUAUUGGCUGGGCCCUUUGGGAAAGGAGAAAGAGAAAGCGUGCGUCUCUUCUGGCCCAACCAGUCCACAUGGAUCCACUUCAUCCAUACCAACCUGUUACCAAUGACCGCAAUUUUGGGGUGAGCGAGCUGGGUGCAUAUACAGCCAAACCAGCCGAGCUCAACCAGAACCAGCUUCGAGGCUAG